Molecule: messenger RNA, 5545 nt
Organism: Seriola aureovittata
Lineage: Eukaryota; Metazoa; Chordata; Actinopteri; Carangiformes; Carangidae
Gene: hm13
Product: histocompatibility (minor) 13
Exons: 12
Coding region: 170-1357 (395 amino acids)
Biological process (GO): membrane protein proteolysis
Cellular component (GO): cytoplasmic side of endoplasmic reticulum membrane; lumenal side of endoplasmic reticulum membrane; membrane
Molecular function (GO): aspartic endopeptidase activity, intramembrane cleaving
Source: RefSeq, a predicted model, not a curated record
UGCCGCCUCUCUGCUCGCUGCUUUAGGAAACGUGGCCUUAACCAGACUCCAGAAGCAGCAGCGUAGAUGAAUGAGAAACACGCAGCUUCAGCCUCCACCUCCAGUCUCUCAGUCUCCGCCACAGAUCUAGCACUGCCCGUGGACCCCUGAAGCCCAACUUUGAAGAACCAUGUCUGAGGCAGAACAAGUCUCGGUCUCGGCCCCUGAGGCCGCGGCCGCCGCCGUCCUGGACGCCCUGAACGCCACGGACUCCAACGGGACCGAGGCGCUCAACGCUACGGCUAAAUUCGUGGCCACUCCGGAGGGAACGGCGCUGGCAUACGGCAGCCUGGUAUUCAUGGCACUCCUGCCCAUCUUCUUUGGAGCCUUGCGCUCCGUCACCUGCUCCAAAUCUAAGGAGCUCGGAGAAAAUGAUUACGAUUCUGGGUUCAGAAAUGCAGCAGACAUGCCAGAAACCAUCACCAGUCGAGAUGCGGCAAGGUUUCCCAUCAUCGCCAGCUGUACUCUGUUUGGGCUCUACCUCUUUUUCAAGGUAUUUUCUCAAGAGUACAUCAACCUGCUGCUCUCUGUCUACUUCUUCGUCCUGGGCGUCCUGGCUCUGUCUCACACUAUGAGUCCUCUGAUGUUCAGAAUCUUUCCAGCUUCUAUACCAAAUAAACAGUACCAGCUGCUAUUCACUCAGGGCUCCGGAGAGUCUAAAGAAGAAAUAGUCAACUAUGAGUUUGACACAAAGAACCUGGUGUGUCUGCUCAUCAGCAGUGUGGUGGGAGUCUGGUACCUGCUCAAAAAGCACUGGAUAGCCAAUAACCUGUUUGGCCUGGCCUUCGCCCUGAAUGGCGUGGAGCUGCUCCACCUGAACAACGUCAGUACCGGCUGCAUCCUGCUGGGGGGGCUGUUUGUCUACGACGUCUUCUGGGUCUUUGGGACCAACGUCAUGGUAACAGUCGCCAAGUCCUUUGAAGCACCAAUCAAAUUGGUGUUUCCUCAGGACUUGCUGGAGAAAGGCCUUGGAGCCAGUAACUUUGCCAUGCUGGGUCUGGGUGACAUCGUCAUCCCAGGUAUCUUCAUCGCCCUGCUGCUGCGCUUCGACGUCAGCCUGAAGAAGAACAGCAGGACGUAUUUCUACUCCAGUUUCCUGGCCUACAUCUUUGGACUGGGUCUCACCAUUUUUGUCAUGCACACCUUCAAACACGCACAGCCCGCUCUGCUCUACCUGGUCCCAGCCUGUGUCGGCUUUCCUGUCAUCGUAGCACUUUUCAAAGGAGAGCUCACAGAGAUGUUCAGGUAUGAAGAGUCCUCACCUGAGGAUGCGGCGGCUAAGGAGGAUUCAUCAGAAUCAGAUAAGAAGGACCAAUAGCAUCGUUGCCCCCAUCUUCCCUCAAACACCUUCAUCCAGCCUGCUGCCACCACAUUUCACAGAAGCCCAUCCCCCUCCCACCUCUCCAGCUUGCUGUUUGUCGCCGGGGGAAACGGAGCUCAUGUUGCCAACGUGUUUGUCUUUGAAAAACCAUGGAAGCAGCCGCUGGUCUCCGUGGUAACGGCUGCUGUCGUGCUACCAGUGGUGGUAUUUAUGAUUAAAGGUUGUUUUAUUACAACAGUAGAGACUCGGUGCCUACCAUGAUUUCUCUCAGCUGCACUCACACAGGAAGUCAAAACCUUGGCGGCGCCAGAUCGUAAAACAUCCAUGAAGUGAGUGUCAUGUCGGAUUUAUUGUCAGUUCAUGGGGUAACACUUUGUCUAGCAAUAUAUCUGUGGAAGCACCACAGCGUCAUCAGAUCCUCUUGUGUGUUUGCAGCUUGGCGGCUCAGAUAGACCAGGAAACCUUUUUGAACCUUUUUGAAGAAGCGCUUGGUUUAUCCUCUUAACAGCCUCAAAAGUGGAGAAAAAAAAAUCACUCGGUACAACAAGCGCUUCUGCCGUUUUCUUUCUUAACUUCCUUUUUCUUUAAAGCCUUCAAACAAAGAACCACGAGUCUCUUUGAAAAGAUGCCACAACACAAUCAAGUCUCAAAUUGACACACUGCUCCUGCCUAUACUCUCAGAUAUGAUGGAAACUAAUCAUCCUGGUGUGGUUCUUUGUCUGUGGGUUUCUUUGUUUCCUGGUGUAUUUGUUGCCGGGUCGCUAUUUGCUCUGCCUUCUGCUUUCUCACAUCAGUGUUUUCUGUUGGUUCAGUUUUGUUUUACGUAAUUUUAUUUUUUCAUUGUUAAAGGCCAGAAUUUUAAAACAAAAAAAUCCAGUUAAAAGUUUUAAUUGUUUGUUCAUUUGUCAGAGCUGUACUGUUUACACCACCUGUCUGAAUACUGACUGUACAUAUGAAUCAGUGGUUUAUCCCAGCUGCUUACAGAAGUAAAUUUCACUGAUAAGACCUGUGGUGCUAAUAUGGCUUCAAAUUAAAACCUGCCGUGUUGUUUGCUGCAGCAGCUGUUGUCACUUUCAGUGAUGGAGGUUAAUAGAGCUGUCUGUCAGUGUUGAGUUUUCUGUGGUGUGUAACUGGAGGUCCAACUCUGACAUGAAAACCUCAACAUAAAACUUUUCAGUCUGUGUUAGUAACUCUUCUUGCUCAGAAAAUUCUGCCUCUGCCUCCCUUAAAAGUUGAUAUUGUUGUUAUUUUGUUUCUAUUGUUUGCAAAUCCCAAAUUUAGACCCAAACCAACACUGUGUUAGUCCGUUUCUCCACACUUUGUGCCUCCUGUUGGUUCCUACUGAAGAUGUAAAACUUUCAUUUUCAGAACAGGCUCAGUAAUUUCCUACAGUGGCUGCUCACCGUAGUUUCUAUCAAACAGGAGGAGACAUUUGUUGGACUAUUUUCUGUGGCAGAUUAAUCCACAUUUGGAAUGGGAUUUGAAGACAUUAAGAAACACAUAUAAUAUCACCAUUAUGAUUUAACCCAUUUGUCGUCAAUACUUUACUUGCUGACUGUUAUCAGACUGUUUCACAUUUUAUUUUGUGUAUUUUUCCUUCAGUGGUUUAAGUUAAUUUCUAUUAAAAUCAACUUGCAGAGAUUUGAAACUUGGUGCUGCAGAGAGAUUAUCCAUCACAUGGAUCAUUGCAUCUGCUUUCAUUUUAUCUUUGUGUGAUAAUACAGUGCAGACUGUGAGAGGAAACACAUUGUUCAUUUGAAAAUGGUUGUUUUGUCAGACAUUUUAAAAAACAUUUGUUCAGAGGAUAUGUUGGACUCUGCUGAGUUACACCUGAAAGAUGUUACACAUGUGAAUGUUUUAGACACUGAGUUCUUCAUGGAUGAAUACGUUAAAACAGACAACACAUUUACCCAGAAAUCAAAGGGACCAAAUGUUUCCUCAAGCUGAGCUCCUUUCUGUUAGUUCUGGUUCUUCAGAGUCUGAAAAGUUUAACCAGUUAUUUAACCAGACAGGUGAGCAUUUACCUGCCUGGUUCAAUAAAGCACACAUAUGGCAGUUUUUCAGUCUUAAAGUUCUGGCCUAGGAGAGGAGUGUGACAAGAGGAGUAAAGGGAGGAGGCAGGCUGAACCUCCUCUGCUGAACAUUUCCAGUGCUCCCAGUCCUCAUUCUCAGACCUUAUUAAUGGAGAGGCUGCAAGGGGAGGGACCCAGUGGCCUCCUCAACCAAUAGGCUAAGAGAAUGAGCUAAGGAGACAGGAGGUUCAGGGAUUCUCUCAAAAGUGUCCUGCAACUGAUGGAUGUGAUCUAUGUUAGAACAGACUUGUGUUUCUCAAAUCUGAUGUUUUCAUGGUUAAGGAUCAACAUCCAAAGUCUUUGAAUGCCCCCCUUUCUUAAAAAUGGUACUAAGGUAAUGUCCCAAAGUUAAUAGAAAAAAGGUUUACGUCACCAAAAACUGAAAGUUCAUCCUAAUUUCAUAUAAAACAUCAUUUUUCAGGGAUGAAGUAAUUGGUUAACUUAAAGCUUUUCUGCAGCAAUGGAAAGAGAUUAAGCCUUGAAAGUUUUUAUUGGGUUUUGGACUGUUGAUCGGACAAAACAAGACAUUAUAUAGCUCAAACAGUUAGUCUUCAGAUUAGGCAACAACUAUAAAAAUAUUUGUCAGUUGCUGCCUUAAAAUUAAGGAGAACCUUAGUUUUCCAGACAAAGAAAAAACUAUCUUCUUUUUCUUGGAAAGCUAUGAAAUCGGAGACAUCACAAACAAACACAUGGAGUUCAUCUUCAGCUCUGACCCACAAAGGCAAACAGCAACACAAGUAAUGAAACCUAGAAAGUUUACAUGCAUUUUUUGUUUUUGUUUUUUAUGUUUAUCCCUUAAUUCAGGAGAGGAUGUAGGUUUGCAUAAAACAGUUGAGUUUUAAAGUGUACAAAACAAAUAUCAGCUCCUGCACAUGAUCUACACUUAUUUGAAAACCUUGUCAGGUUAAUACAAACUAAAACACACUGUAGCUGUUCAGUAAAUGUACUUUUGGUGUUGACGGUGGGCAGGGAUUUUUGUCACUUGGACUUACUCUCUUCACACCUGUGCUAUUACAGGGAUGCAAAGAUCACUUCUCCUAUAUGACUGAGUUCUAAGGUGGAAGCCAGACAUUGAUGAAAAAGUUUGAAUUUGUGGAAAAAUGUCAGAAUUUAUAGCUAAAAGUCUGAAUUCUGAUAUUAAAGGGCCACUCCAGUAAUUUAGAAUUACACUUCCAUAAAGCUGGUUGACUUACAAGAGAGUGAUUAAUACAUUAAUGGUCAAAAUUGAAGUAGCAGAAGUUGAAAUAUUGUGGUUUGCAGAGUGUGUCUCUAGUUCAGGCCAAGUUCCAAAAAACACUGGAAAAUACAUUUCCCAGAGAGCAACUUGAUAGAGGAUGUAAUACCACUGUUUUCACAAGUUGAGUUGAAGUAACAAUGACAAGUAAACUAAUCUUUAUGUAUAAAAUGGCGUAGCGGCCCUUUAAAGUCAGUUUCUUUAAGAGGAUUUGAGAAGCGUCGGUUUUUAUAGAAAAGUCAGAAUUACAAAAUUGAGUUCAAUUGGGAAAUUGGUGGGACAAAAGUCCCACUUUUCUGAUAUUUGCCUCAUAAUACUGACUUCAUCACAGAACUCAGAAUUCGUACUGUUUUAAUUAGUUGAGGUAAUUUUGUAUGAUUUAACGUCUCGCAAAAUUAAAACACAUCAUACAUCACCUCUUCUUCAGUACACCAUACUGUAUACAUGCUGAAUACAACAUGAUGUCUUGGAGACGAGUAUUGUAAUUUCGAAGACCAUUUACAGUUUUUUUUUGUUUUGUUUUUUCAGUACAGACAUUCAAGUUUUUUGUUGCUUGAGAAAAGCCAUUCUGACUGGAUGUAUACAGCCUCACAUUAAUAUUCUUGAUGUAAUGGAUGUUGAUGCUUUAUUAAGAGAUGCACAGUUUUGUAUUUUGGUGUAAAAAAUGGAAAAAAAACAAAAGGAUCAUUCUCAUUUUCAGCUCAGUGAAGUUCAGUAUCCCCUCAUUUUAGAUAUAUUGUACCUGAAACGUUUUUCUUUUUUCUUUCUCUUUCUCUCUCUGGUUGUAUUUGUGCAGGAGGUCGUUUCACGGCUCCAACUGUAUCUGUUUUAUUUGCAAUAAACUUUUUGGUGUUUUGAUCACCGUAUAGAGAAGCAUAA